Sinocyclocheilus rhinocerous is the source of this 2439-nucleotide messenger RNA. Its product is annotated as transmembrane protein 201-like. Bases 1 to 1761 code for a protein of 586 amino acids. The record is from RefSeq and is a predicted model, not a curated record. Gene Ontology annotation, cellular component: nuclear inner membrane. The transcript is spliced from 10 exons. Gene Ontology annotation, molecular function: actin filament binding; lamin binding. Gene Ontology annotation, biological process: nuclear migration along microtubule. Lineage: Eukaryota; Metazoa; Chordata; Actinopteri; Cypriniformes; Cyprinidae.
AUGGGCCGUGCAGUAAGCAAUCAGGACACAAUUGUCCCCUAUGGGAACAGAAACUGCUGGGAUUGUCCAUACUGUGAACAGUAUAAUGGCUUUCAGGAGAACGGGGACUACAACAAACCCAUUCCUGCUCAAUACAUGGAGCAUCUCAACCAUGGCGUUUCGGCCGGUGUCCCGGAGACACCGAAGACUCUGCAGUGGGUCAACUGUCAAAUGCUUCUGUGCAAGAAGUGCAACAACAACCAGACACUGAAGAUUAAGCAGCUGGCCUCGUUCAUCCCCAGGGAUGAUGAAAACUAUGAUGAGGAGAUCGAGGUAUAUAAGCACCACCUUGAGCAGACCUUCAAAUUGUGCCGGCCGUGCCAGACAGCAGUGGAGUACUACAUCAAACACCAGAACCGACAGCUGCGGGCUCUGCUCUUCAACCACCAGCUCAGACGCAGUCGGGAUGCUGAUAAAGCCUUUAUUAAGAACAACUACUCACUCACCACUCCUGCCUGGUUGAUCUUGCUCAGAGUCCUUGCAUUUCUCGCCUGUGCCUUCCUUGUAGCUGUGGCUUUGUCUGGAUCUGGAGAUGUGGCCUCCUCCGUCAGGCAGACCUUAAGCGGAGGAGUCACCCCACCUAAACGCCCCCUCCAAAAUGACAGUGAAAGCAAGGCUGAGGAGGGCAGAAUGAUGUGGGAUGAUCUGGUGGGUCUUCUGCCGGAAAAGGCUGUGGAGAACGCUCGACUCGUCUGGCAGUCCGGAAGCGACCAUCAGAUGGCCGUGGCCUCCGUUGGUCUCCUAACUUGCAUCACAGGUGUCUUAAUGGCAGGACCUGUCAGGUUGAGGAGGAUUGACGCUGUGGCCUCUGUGCUUUGGCUUCUGGUGAUAUGUUUUUACCUGGCAGAGUGUUACCUCAAGACGGACAUCCCUGAUUGGUUGGAAAUGGUCAAGUUGGGCAUCACUUCUGUGUGUUGUCUGGUGGGAUUCGCUGCCUCUGUGGCAACACAUAAAUCCACGACUCAGAGAAGAGCCAGAGCUCACAGGUAUUUGUCUGGCAGUUCGCCUGGGCCGUACUACAGUAAUCACUGUCCCCCGCUGUCUGCACCUGUGUCUGGAUCCUCCACCUUCAUUCCAACGCCUCCCCCCAACCUGUCACAGCUGCUCAUCCGCCAGCAAAGCCACAGAACGCGCAAAGCCUCGCCCUCCUCGCUCCCUGGGCGACUCAACAGGGCCCUCUCUCUGGGAACUAUCCCCUCCCUAGCACGAGCAGAUUACUACUCCCUAAAAUCUGGAAGCCGACUCUCCUCUCCUGGGCCGUCUCCAACCCCUUCUGUGGCAGGAUCCGUCACUUCCACCUCUAGCUCUGCCAGGCAGCGCCGGCCACUCAUCAGCCCAGCCAGACUCAACAUCAGUGGGCAAAAGCUGCGGCUCUUUUCCUCUCCUCUGGAGCCUUUUAGUUUGGCCUCACCUCCUCCCUUUCUUUCGGAGCAAAGCCACGUGCACAGCGGAGGAUUCUUGCCUGAUGUUCCACACUUCCAUUCACAGAAUCAUGGUUCACUGAUCGAUGAGGGCAGUGUGUUUGAGCAUCUGGAGAAGCGAAUGGACAGCUCCUCUGCAUCGUCAAACUGCCCUGUAGACACGACCACAGGAAAUGGAACUGACAGCAAGCCUGGAUGGAAGGGUUUUUGGGGGUUGACGCUUUGGCCUGGUAUACUGUUUACCAGCCUGACCAUUAACUUAACCUUUAUCUGUGUCUAUCUUUAUUACAAUUGGAGAUGAGAAUAUAGAGCAGACCUCGGGAGUUCAGCAGUUUGACUGGUCUUUGUCACCUGUGUGCUCAGUAAAUCUGGGAUCUUUACAGGAAAUAUGUGGAUAGCAUUUCCCUUGGGUGGCAACUACAACUUUAUUCUUGCUUCUCAACAAUUGUGGAGAUAAAAAAGGAGAAUAAUUGAAUUCUCACAUAAAUGAGACGACCGUAUUCUCUUAACUUGAGCUCUGUUAAAUGCAGCUGAGAUUCUACAUUAUGCCGCAAAGUAUGAUGUGAGCUUUGUAAAACAUGUUCUUGUGCAUGUUCAAUCAUUUCUUUGUGUUUUUAAACACUGGACGUGUUUCAGAUGAAUGAUUGUGCAGUUUAGUUUAACAGAAGGAUGUCUGUUGGGCAUAUAAAAACGUAUAACUUUAUAAAAACUUAAUUUGACAGCUUUGCGAUAUUGCUGUACAUUUAAGUGUUUCUGUUUAUCCUACUUCCUCAAAGGAUAAUUCUGUGUCAUGUCAUUAUCCUAAUGAUGUGAUAUUAUAAGGUGCAAUAUGUUUGUGUUGAUCUACUUUUGUCAACAAUGUGACACUGAAAGAUUUGGUUUAGCAAAUGUCUGUUACUGUGCCCAUUGAGCCUCUGUCUCUGUUUUAUGAUUUAACUCAUGAAUCAGACUCAUCCUUUGAAACAGGAUAACAUGAAUA